This is a messenger RNA of Chrysochloris asiatica (Cape golden mole), 1159 nucleotides long. RefSeq names its product succinate dehydrogenase complex, subunit B, iron sulfur (Ip) (gene SDHB). Lineage: Eukaryota; Metazoa; Chordata; Mammalia; Afrosoricida; Chrysochloridae. The record is from RefSeq and is a predicted model, not a curated record. Gene Ontology annotation, molecular function: electron transfer activity; 2 iron, 2 sulfur cluster binding. Gene Ontology annotation, biological process: aerobic respiration; tricarboxylic acid cycle; respiratory electron transport chain. Gene Ontology annotation, cellular component: mitochondrial membrane. Bases 153 to 995 code for a protein of 280 amino acids. The transcript is spliced from 8 exons.
CCAGGAAAAGCCGGAAGUCACCUCACACUUGGUAGCUCCUACGCGGCUAACUGGCUCUGAGUGGACUUUAGAUCCGCGCCGCGGUGUUCAGCGGGACGCGGGCGGACAGUCACCUCAGGGUUAGGGGGUGGGGCUCGACGUCAGGAGCCAAGAUGGCAGCGGUGGUUGGAGUCUCCUUGAAGCGCGGGUUCUCGGCCGUGACCCAUGGCGGAGCCUGCCUGCAGACCUGCCGUGGGGCCCAAACAGCUGCAGCUGUAUCUCCUCGAAUCAAGAAAUUUGCCAUCUAUCGGUGGGACCCAGAUAAGGCUGGGGAUAAACCUCGUAUGCAGACUUAUGAAAUUGACCUGAAUAAGUGUGGCCCUAUGGUAUUGGAUGCUUUGAUCAAGAUUAAGAAUGAAAUUGAUGCUACCUUGACCUUUCGAAGAUCGUGCAGAGAAGGCAUCUGUGGCUCUUGUGCAAUGAACAUCAAUGGAGGCAACACCCUAGCUUGCACUCGCAGGAUUGACACCAACCUCAAUAAAGUCUCAAAAAUCUACCCUCUUCCGCAUAUGUACGUGAUCAAGGAUCUCAUUCCUGAUUUGAACAACUUCUAUGCUCAGUACAAAUCCAUCGAGCCUUAUUUGAAGAAGAAAGAUGAAUCCCAGGAAGGCAAGCAACAGUAUCUGCAGUCCAUAGAAGAUCGUGAGAAACUGGACGGGCUCUACGAGUGCAUUCUCUGCGCCUGCUGUAGCACCAGCUGCCCAAGCUACUGGUGGAAUGGGGACAAGUACCUGGGACCUGCGGUCCUUAUGCAGGCCUAUCGCUGGAUGAUUGACUCGAGAGAUGACUUCACCGAGGAGCGCCUAGCCAAACUGCAGGACCCCUUCUCUCUGUACCGCUGCCACACCAUCAUGAACUGCACCAGGACCUGUCCCAAGGGUCUGAAUCCAGGGAAAGCUAUUGCUGAAAUCAAGAAAAUGAUGGCAACCUACACGGAGAAGAAAGCUUCAGCUUAGCUGUUUUCAUACUUUUCUUUUCCCUCUAUAACUUGUAACCAACUCACAGCUGAAUAUAAUUUAUAUCUCAUUUGACCUCCUUCAGGGUCUUGAUUUUCCAUGAAUACAGCAUGUAUAAUCAAACAUUUUAAGAAAUAAAUCAAUGUAAUUCUACUUUACUAACA